AUGUCCUCUAGUUCUAAGCCACCAGACUCGGCUUCCGCACCGCCAGUGGCCAUCCCGCGCCCGCAAGCAAACACCAUCUUGACUUCGUUUACAACAUUUCUCACGCUCACAAUCCACACGAUACUGUAUUACAGGCGUCUCUAUCCGCAGCAAACUUUUCUUAUGACCAAAGCCCACAACCUCCCAGUACCCCAAUCCCGACAUCCAGCGCUGUGUGAAUGGAUCACCUCAGCCCUCGCUGCGAUACAGGAUCAGCUUGCACUUGGCACCGCCUCGAAAGUCUGUGUUGUCAUUCAUGCCGCAGAGACGAUGGCGGUCGUUGAGAGAUGGGUCUUUGACGUCACAAACUUCCCAGUCUGGGCUACGGGCAAGGGCAAGGAGAGGCUUGGUCAGGGGCAGAGGUUUCAGCGACGGGAGGAAGACGACGAUGAUGGCUCGGUGAACUGGGUUGAUGUGAAUGAAGCGUACAGAGGAGCUCUCAGACGUCUGGCUUAUGCUGCCGAGAUGAAGGGUUCAUUGCCAGAGGGAUGCACCUUCACAAUGGCCGUUGAGCUGAGAGACGAGGCGCCGGCGCCGAUAGGGCAUCCACAGCCUUGGAUUCCUUCCGAGCCCUCACUCCAGCCCGCAUCAAAACUAAACCCGGUGCCAGGCGCAAACAUCGGAGGUGUCUCUACCACACCGCUGCGCUCCGUCGAAGCUGGACCCCUGUUCUUUGAGUGUUGGAUCGAGGAAGGCAGAUCUCCAUCAUCAACCCCGUCCACUCAAGAUUCUUACUUUUCAUGA
Colletotrichum orchidophilum is the source of this 783-nucleotide messenger RNA. RefSeq names its product HORMA domain-containing protein. Gene Ontology annotation, cellular component: zeta DNA polymerase complex. NCBI's taxonomy places the organism in Eukaryota, Fungi, Ascomycota, Sordariomycetes, Glomerellales, Glomerellaceae. The coding region runs from base 1 to 783 and encodes 260 amino acids. The transcript is spliced from 2 exons. The record is from RefSeq and is a predicted model, not a curated record.